AUGCAAGAGAAUGGAUUUGACCAAGAUUAUAAUAAACUAGAAAAUCAUUAUUUUGAACAGCUCACAGGAAUUAUUCAGAAUAUGACUGCAAAUUCAGGUGGUAUUACACCUGUUGUCUGGCAGGAGGUAUUUGAAAAUGGUUUUCGUGGCAAUGCUAACACUGUCAUUCAUGUUCAGAAUGAGUCCAAUUGGGAAAAUCUAGUAAAAUCGAUUAUAUCAACUGGUUAUGAGGUGAUCAAUUCAGCGUGUUGGCAGGAGAUUGAAAAUGAUUUUGCACGGAAUGGGGAGAAAUUGUACAAUUGUGAUCCAACUGAAUUUGAAGGUACUGAUGAAGAGGCCGCGAUGGUUACCGGUGGAGAAGCGAUAAUCUGGGGAACAUAUGUUGAUGAUAUCAAUCUCUUCAUAGAGGCGUGGCCACUAACCGCUGUUGUUGCUGAACGUCUAUGGUCUCAUAAUGCAAAUGACUUUGGUGAAUUUUUGAAAAGAUUGGAGAAACUUCGAUGUCGAAUGAGAGUGUAA
Molecule: messenger RNA, 519 nt
Organism: Trichobilharzia szidati
Lineage: Eukaryota; Metazoa; Platyhelminthes; Trematoda; Strigeidida; Schistosomatidae
Source: the annotation of a GenBank genome assembly